Molecule: messenger RNA, 1662 nt
Organism: Amoebophrya sp. A25
Lineage: Eukaryota; Dinophyceae; Syndiniales; Amoebophryaceae
Source: the annotation of a GenBank genome assembly
UUUCGAUUACAACCGUCCAUGAACCAUCUGAAUGGUGUCGUCUUGAAGCACUAAUAUCUUCAAUGAUCACGAUCUUUUCCAACUACUUCGGUUCUUCCACCAUGAUUUGAUGCGAUGACGCUGAUCAUGUUUGAACUCCAGAUUGCUUCAUGUUGAUCAUCUUUUUAUUGCUGUUGCUGAGACCCACGUUAACUUACAUCGUCGUCGAGUUCAUCCGCACAACCAGCAGGUCUAUGAUGUUUAUUCAACGUUAUUUUCGAUGAGUAAGAGUAACAGAUCAUUAGUGACAUUUAUAUUUUAGCACAAUUUAUUAAUUAGGUGAACAACCUCCUUCUAGUAGAAGUCCUAGAGCUAGAUAAAGAAACGCCAAUAUAAACCAUGAGCUCGAAUGCUACUCCCGGCAGUAGUGCUGGGGGGUCUACCCCUGGCAGCACCCCCUCCGGAGGCGGUGGAAGCCGACGCGUAGUCCGUCUGCCACCCGAGGUGAAUAGGAUCAUCUACGUCAGAAAUCUUCCGUACAAAAUCGCCGCGGAUGAAUUGUACGAUAUUUUCGGCAAGUUUGGACCAAUCCGACAGAUUAGAAAGGGAAACACAAACGAAACGAAGGGAACCGCGUUUGUAGUUUAUGACGACAUCUACGAUGCGAAAUUGGCGUUGGACUCACUCUCAGGGUUCAAUGUGGAUGGAAGGUACUUGCUUCUUUUUGGAAGAACACCUUGACGAGUCUUAACGUUUUAACUACUUAAUGCAAACUUACAACUAAGAAGUAUUCAUUUGCUUCAACAUGGCGUUCUCGUCUUCACCUCGAUCUUCAUCUCCCGCAUCGUCGUCGUGGUCGUCAUUUUUCUUAUAACACUUUUACAUUUUGAUUUACGUCUACGUCAACCACACAAACCUCUAGUACAACCACACAACACACAGGUAUCUCGUCCUCCUAUACUACAACCAACGCUACCUCUACAUCAACCACACAACAGGUAUCUCGUCCUCCUAUACUACAACCAACGCGUCCGACAAAAGAAGGCAGACGCAGCGGCAAAACAGGAGGAGAACGAACUUUUGAAAAAAAUGUACGGUGUCAAGACUGAUGAAGAAGAGAAGAUGGCGGCUUAGCCGAGGUGGGUGUCAAGAAACAAGGGAGACAACUCCGAAGGGGCUUCAUUCAUCUGGAUUUCAUCUAGGUCGUGGAGUCUCCUGGGAAUGUCCUCUCCUGGGUAGAAGUGCAGAGAAGAGGACACUCCAGUUUUCUUCCCUCCGCUGCUUGAAGAACAUCCGUCCUCCUGCUUCACAAGAAAGACGCAAAGAACAUGUCAAUGUCAAGGAUUCUGGAGCAGUAGAUUCUACUUGACGAACUUGGCUCCCUGCGUUGAUUUCAUAUUUAAGGAUACCCCUCCCUCAAGAACCCAAGAAAACAAGAUCGAAUUCGAACGCUCAAAAAAUGUUUCACCAAGACUGAUCUUUACAUACGCAGAAGUGUGAUUUGCUUCGUUGAUUGUGAUAUCGCCGCCAGCGCCAACUCCUUAGCAUUUCGCAAGCAGGAGUAAAUGGAUGCAGACGGCCUAGCUUGUGGAUCCAGAUCACGAAUGAUCACACGAUAGCAGUUACAACAAUGUGGAAAGAUCUUAUUCCUGAAACGCUCAUUGCAUCAAAUGCUUGUCGGCU